UACAACCCUCAAGUAUUGCCCAAAAUGUACAGUUAGUAAUUCUGAUGUACAUUAAUAUUAUCUUGACAUUAACAGGUUCUAUAAAUAGGUUUAAAAUGACACCGCAAUAAUGAUUUUGAGUUACUUCAUUCGACUUUUACAAACAUAAAUAAAUACGAUUACAUUUAAAAACAAAUCACACUGUAUAUUAAGAUCACAAUCCUGUGUAGUCUGCCUUGAGCAUUUGGGAAUGAGGCCAAUCGCAAACUAAAAAAAAGAAAGAAAAAAGAAAAGAAAAAUAGGACACUACGACAGCCCAUGUAGAGCAUGUUUCAUAUAGUGGGAUGUCCAUAAAUCCAGGUGAUGCAGCCAUAAUAAGCUGUGUCCCACUUCAACUCUUCUUGGACCUUUUAUUUUCUAACGCUGGACACCAUCGCACAUACAGUGCGCUACACCUCUCUGCACCACUGGCACUGCCCCAUUCUCUCUCGGGACUUUCAAUUCAAACAAACCAAACAGGACGCAAAUUUUGUCUUGCUCUCAUCAAAAUAUGUACUGCCUGAACUCUAAGAGUUUAGAGGAGCGCUGCCAGCGGAUCCUGCAGGGUAUGGAGGGGUCUUUGACAGCUCGGGAUCGGGUGGGCAUUCAGGACUUUGUUCUCCUGGACGCCUACACCAGUGAGACAGCAUUUAUGGACAACCUCAGAAAACGUUUUAAUGAGAACCUCAUAUAUACCUACAUUGGGACCCUCUUGGUGUCAGUUAAUCCAUAUAAGGAGUUGAGUAUCUAUACCAAGAAACAAAUGGACAUUUAUAUGGGGGUCAACUUUUUUGAGCUGCCUCCUCAUAUCUUUGCACUUGCUGACAAUGUUUACCGGACAAUGAUUAGUGAAACCAACAACCACUUCAUCCUCAUUUCUGGUGAAAGUGGCGCAGGCAAGACGGAGGCCUCUAAGAAAGUCCUGCAGUUUUAUGCAGUGUGCUGUCCCAGCACUAGACUCUUGGACAAUGUGAGAGAUCGGCUACUUCUUUCCAAUCCGGUGCUGGAGGCUUUUGGAAAUGCCAAAACCCUGAAAAAUGACAACUCGAGUCGAUUUGGAAAGUACAUGGACAUACAGUUUGACCAUCAGGGUGCAGCAGUUGGUGGCCACAUCUUAAGCUACUUACUGGAGAAGUCAAGGGUGGUCCACCAAAAUCAUGGAGAAAGGAACUUCCACAUCUUCUAUCAGUUAGUUGAGGGAGGGGAGGAUGAGCUUCUCCGCUGGCUUGGCCUGGAGCGAAACUGUCAGAAAUACCGCUAUCUUAUUCAGGGAGAAUGUGCCAAAGUGAGCUCCAUCAAUGACAAGAGUGACUGGAAAACCGUACAGAAAGCUCUUACUAUCAUUGAGUUUAGUGAAAAGGAUAUAGAGCAUCUGUUUGCAAUUAUUGCCAGUGUCCUUCAUCUCGGCAAUGUUCAUUUUGAGGCCAGUGCCCAUGGUUAUGCCACAUUAAACAGCAGUGCAGAAGUACACUGGCUGUCAAAGUUAUUGGGCAUCCCCUCAAACAUGUUACAGGAGGGUUUAACUCACAGAAAGAUUGAAGCCAAAGGAGAAGAGGUUCUAAGCCCUUUCACCGCGGAUCAUGCAAAGUAUGCCAGAGAUGCACUAGCCAAAGCCAUCUAUGGACGCACAUUCUCAUGGCUUGUUAAUAAGAUCAAUGAAUCGUUGGCAAAUAAGGAUUCAACCAGAAAGACGGUGAUUGGACUGCUUGACAUCUAUGGAUUUGAAGUGUUUGACGUGAACAGUUUUGAACAGUUCUGCAUAAACUUCUGCAAUGAAAAGCUUCAGCAGCUUUUCAUCCAGCUCACCCUCAAAUCAGAGCAGGAGGAGUAUGAGAUGGAGGGAAUCGAGUGGGAGCCAGUGCCAUACUUUAACAACAAGAUCAUCUGUGACCUGGUGGAAGAGAAACAUAGAGGCAUCAUAUCAAUACUGGAUGAGGAAUGUUUGCGUCCUGGAGAAGCCACAGAUUUUACAUUCCUGGAGAAGCUAGAGAAGAAGAUGUGCGGUCACCCUCAUUUUGUCACGCACAAAUUGGCUGACCAGAAAACACGCAAGACGCUUGAACGAGGGGAUUUUCGACUUCUACACUAUGCCGGAGAAGUUACAUACUCAGUUGUUGGAUUUCUUGACAAAAAUAAUGAUCUUCUGUACAGAAACAUUAAAGAGGUCAUGCGACAGUCUAAGAACAGUAUUAUACAGCAUUGCUUCCAUACCAUUGAACCUGACGGCAAGAAAAGACCUGAGACGGUAGCCACCCAGUUUAAGAGCAGCCUUGCAGGCCUCACUGAGAUCCUCAUGACAAAGGAUCCAUGGUAUGUGCGGUGUCUGAAACCCAACCACAGUAAGCAGCCAGACCGCUUUGAUGAUGUCAUGGUGAGACAUCAAGUCAAGUACCUGGGGUUAAUGGAGCACCUGAGAGUCAGGCGUGCUGGAUUUGCUUAUAGGAGAAGAUACGAGGUCUUCCUGAAAAGAUAUAAGGCUCUAUGUCCUGACACAUGGCCACACUGGAAGGGGACACCAGCAGAGGGAGUUCAGCGACUCAUCAAACACCUUGGCUACAAACCAGACGAGUACAAGAUGGGAAGGACAAAAAUCUUCAUUCGCCAUCCCAGGACUCUUUUUGCCACUGAAGAUGCGUUUGAGAUCUGCAAGCAUGAAUUAGCGACAAGAAUCCAGGCCAAAUACAAAGGCUAUAGGGUGAAAGGAGAAUACCAAAGGCAGAGGGAAGCAGCUACCAAGAUUGAGACAUGUUGGCGGGGCCUUCAGGCCAGAAAAGAAAGGGAAAGGAGAGCCUGGGCUGUCAAAGUCAUCAAGAAGUUUAUUAAGGGCUUCAUGAACAGGAAUCAACCUGUCAGCAUGGACAACUCUGAGUAUCUGGCCUUUGUCAGACAGAGCUACCUCACUCGACUCAAAGACAAUCUGCCAAAAUCAGUAUUGGACAAAACCAGCUGGCUAACUCCUCCACCCAUAAUGCAAGAGGCCUCAGUGCUCUUGCGUAAGUUGCACACACGUCUCCUCGUACGGAAGUAUGUUCGAGGGAUCAAUGCACAGAAGAAGGUGCAGCUGCAAAUUAAAGCACUGACCAGUGACAUCUUCAAAGGCAGAAAAGAGAACUACCCUCAGAGCGUAUGCCAACCCUUCGCUGACACUAGGAUAAGUGAAAAAGACAUAAACUUCAAAGUCUUGCAGCUGAUUUGUCCUGAGGGCAUUAAGUACAGUGUUCCAGUGAUUAAGUAUGACAGGAAUGGCUUUCAGCCACGUUUCAGACAACUGAUCUUCACUCAGGCCGCUGCGUAUCUGGUGGAAGAGGCCAAAAUCAAACAGAGGGUGAAUUACAGUUCACUAAAAGGGGUGUCUGUCAGCGAUUUAAGUGACAACUUCCUGAUUCUCCAUGUCACCUGUGAUGACACAAAGCAAAAAGGGGACCUGGUCUUGCAGUGCAGCUAUCUAUUUGAGACAUUGACAAAAAUCUGCAUAGUGACAAAAAACCACAAGCUCAUCAAAAUUGUUCAAGGGAGUGUGAGGUUUGACAUCCAGCCUGGCAAAGAGGGCUUUGUUGAUUUUAAGAGCAGCAGUGAAUCAAUGGUCUACAGAGCCAAAAAUGGACACUUGAUGGUGGAAUCUGCACGGACAAAAUCUCGAUGAUGAAAUUUCAACUCACAAACCUUCUCCACAAUGGCCCGAUUAAUGCAUUUCAGUUGAGUUUAUUAUAUGCUUUAACUUGCCCUAAAAUAACCUAUACAAUGGUGUUUUCCAACGGCACCAAGACAUGAAAGUAGUUUUUAAGAUUACGGAGACAAAUUUUUUAUUUUCGGGGAACUCCAGGACCAGGGUUGGGAAAUACUGCUCUAUGUUGUUAAUGUGUGUAUUCAAAGGACAAAUCAUGAAAUAUCACUAUCAUUUAUUUAGAAAGAGUAAAGGAAAACAAACAAAACUGGUGUAUUAAAAUAGUUUGAAUUUGAUUUGUUUUGUUUAUAUAAUAUUACAUUUAAAUUCUCUUAUUUUAGUCAUUUAAUAUUUUCAUUAUAAAUAUCGUGUCAUGAUCAGUGUCAUGAAAAUGAGCGUUGAAUUGUGUACUAUUUUUUUUGUUGUUGUUAUAUUUAACAAAAGAAGUACUUGUUAAUCCAUGAAAAUCUUAAAAUGUAACUGUUUAGCAAAAACUUAUGCAUAUGCAUCUGUUACUCUGUCAAACAAAUGUAAAUGUUGUUGGUGCAUUUUAUUAUGUUUCCAAUACUGCCAAAACCUUACAACAUACUGCAUGCCAUCUUUUGCUUUGCACUGACAAACAUAACUAAAAUGGUGAUAUGCCGAGAACACAUGAGCUGCUGGCCUAAUCGGAGCCCUAAGCGGAAAUGUAUUGUUGUGCCCCUUCCUCAAAAUAUUACAGAAUUCAUUAAAAGAAGAAGAAGAAAAAUACUAUAGGGGUCAAAAUAUAACUUUAGUUAAACAUAAAGUUAAUAAAUUUUAAUUAAAUUGUAUUAUUUACAAAUUACAAUUGUAGCUCUACAGCACAAAAAAAAAUCUAAAUAACUAAAAUUACACGCAUUAAACAAAUAUUUGAAAAGAUUACAUAUUAUCCAAACAAACAAUAAUAAAUUGAAUCAAAAAUCAACAGCAGCAGCUAUUUGCAAAUAUAAGUGUAAAUAGUAUAUAGAGGCUAUAUAUACACUAAGGGCAAAUAGCAAUGGAUUACUAUUUAUACUAUGAUAAAAAGCAGGAUUUUCUGCUAUUUAUACUACUUAUUUCAAAUCAUGGCAAGUAACUGCACCUCAAUAUUGUAGUAAAUUAUAAAACAGUAUGCAAUAAUAACAUAUUGAGUGUAAAAUGUAUAGCAACUGCGAUGGCGUCCCCCUUGGAGUUGGUGCCCUACGCAAACUGCAUACUCUGCAUAGAGGGAGCAGAGGUACUGCACAUGAGCAAAACAGUGUUUGAAUGUAGACAGACACAACAUUCGUGUGUACUUUCAAACGUAAAAUACCAUGUGAUGUAAGACACAGAAAUGGUCAUACAUUGAAAAUCUGUAUAUGGCUUUAAUCAUCAUCAUCAUCAUUUCUCCACAUUCAAUUUUGGCCCUAUAUAAAAUGUGUGUAGCUGCUGUGGUGUUACAAUACAGCAAACAUGGCAUCUGUAUAAUGUUCAACUUCAUGUAAUCAAGAUAAUAAUUAUGUAGC
Carassius auratus (goldfish) is the source of this 5187-nucleotide messenger RNA. RefSeq names its product myosin IHb (gene myo1hb). The transcript has 32 exons. Gene Ontology annotation, molecular function: ATP binding; microfilament motor activity; actin filament binding. Gene Ontology annotation, cellular component: myosin complex; microvillus; cytoplasm. NCBI's taxonomy places the organism in Eukaryota, Metazoa, Chordata, Actinopteri, Cypriniformes, Cyprinidae. Gene Ontology annotation, biological process: endocytosis; actin filament-based movement; actin filament organization. Bases 530 to 3661 code for a protein of 1043 amino acids. The record is from RefSeq and is a predicted model, not a curated record.